AUGGUUACUAACAGCGGAGUGUCUGUGUAUGAGCAGGCUGACCAGAGAAUCCAAGAUCAAGGCAUCUACAAAAAGACCGUUGAAGCGCUAGAAGCAAAACACAACCAACAGAAAGGAAAUGAUGGGAGCCUCUUUGAAAAACUCCGGCCUGGAAAGUUGAAGCCGGAAGAUAAGCAGGCGGUCGCCGUGGACAAUCCGAAGAAGUCGACUCCUGGAGAGAAAUCCGGCAAGUCUGUUGCUGGUCGCGUUAACGUGCCUUCAACGGAGAAAGGAAAAGCGGCGCCAAAAGACGAGCAAGACCCAAAGGUUGCAGCUACAGAGGCGGAAUUCAAUGCGAUCUUGAAAAGAUCACCGAUCAUCAUAUUCUCGAAAACUUACUGUCCCUACAGCCACAGCGCCAAACACAUCCUUCUCAAAAAACACAGCAUUAUCCCCGCGCCGUUUGUCGUCGAGCUGGACCAACACCCCAUGGGUCCCGAUUUGCAGCAAUUGUUAGCGAGGAAUACCGGCCGCAAGACCGUACCGAACACCCUAGUCAACGGUGUGAGUAUCGGCGGAGCAUCCGAAGUCGCAGAACUGGAGCAUUCUGGCGAGCUACUGGGCAAAAUCAAGAAGAUGGUCGGAAAAAGACUCGUUGAGGCAAAGCGAGUGAGUGAAGACGGAAAAUGA
Ophidiomyces ophidiicola is the source of this 669-nucleotide messenger RNA. RefSeq lists its product as uncharacterized. Gene Ontology annotation, biological process: cellular response to oxidative stress. Gene Ontology annotation, cellular component: fungal-type vacuole; cytoplasm; Golgi lumen. Gene Ontology annotation, molecular function: glutathione disulfide oxidoreductase activity. The transcript is spliced from 2 exons. Lineage: Eukaryota; Fungi; Ascomycota; Eurotiomycetes; Onygenales; Onygenaceae. Bases 1 to 669 code for a protein of 222 amino acids. The record is from RefSeq and is a predicted model, not a curated record.